UUUUUUGCCCCUCCAAUAAUUUCCGCACCACCCGUCGUCGUCUCGCCUUCGCACGCACGCCUCUUCCCCCUCUCCCACCGUCCCCCCUCCUCUCCCCUUUGUCGCCUCCCGAAUCCGCCCAGAUCUCGCCGGAAUCCGCCGCGUCUCGCCUGUAUUCGCCCCCGGAGCCCGUGGCUCCGUAGGCUCCCAUCGGAGGAAGGGGUCGGUCCGUCCGGGGGGGCGGCGGAUCUGUGGAGGGUCCUUGGAGGCGGGUCGGCGGGGGAGCGUCUCGUCGCGUUGGUGGUGGCGGUGGUCGGGGAUUCGGAGGUGUGAUUCCGAAGGGAUUCGUAGUCUGCCGAGCCGAGCUGCGGGAUGGACAUGGAGUACGGGACCGCGGACAGUAGCGGUUCCUGCCGGUGACAGGCUGGGAAUUGGUACCUGCCGGCCGGUUUGAACCAAGUCAGGUAACAACAUUUGAAGUGUUAUGCUCACAAACUUGGCAUUGGUUACAGGAACCGAUGAUGAUCUUCCACCACCAUAUCAGAACAGCAGAGGUAUGAAAGGUAGUGGACGUAUCAGUGGUAAUGGAAGAGAAGUUGGUGCUGGUCCAUAUACUAGAGUUCAACCUCAGACAGAUAUGGAAACACAAAUACAUCAACUUGAACAAGAAGCAUAUUGUUCAGUUCUUCGAGCGUUCAAGGCUCAGUCUGAUGCUAUCACAUGGGAAAAGGAAGGUCUCAUUACUGAGCUUAGGAAGGAGCUAAGAGUAUCUGACAAGGAACACCGGGAGUUGCUAAACAGGGUGAAUAAUGAUGAUAUUAUCCAAAGAAUAAGGGAAUGGAGAGAGUCAACAGGUGGGCUUCAAAUGAAUUUGGUUAAUAAUGCUCAGCAUUCGCAUGACCCCAUGCCCAGUCCGACCACCUCUGCUCGCAAGAGGCAGAAGAUAUCUCAACCCAUUCCUUCUGCAUCUGUACCUGCACCAUCUGUUUUGCAUUCACAACCCUUAACUGCGCCAAUGCAACCGUCAUCUUCAGGAGCAAAAAAGGCAGCUCCACCUGGCACGAAAGGGAAAAAGACCAAACCAGGCCAAAAGCUACCUGGUGCCCCGGCAGUCAAAUCUAUGCCAUCUUCUGUUGGUCCUGGUGGGAGGGGAUCAAUUAUGAAUAGAAACAUUUCUGGUGGCCUUCCUCCUGAAGGACUACGAUUAGAUCCAUUAAUCGGCCGUAAAGUCUUGACUCGGUGGCCUGAUGAUAAUAACUUUUAUGAAGCUGUUAUAACUAAUUAUGAUCCAGGAAAGGGUCACUAUGAAUUGGUUUAUGACAUGGAUACAGCACAUGAGACAUGGGAGUGGGUUGAUUUUAAACAGGACUAUGAACGGAGGACGUCCACCGUAUACCAAGUGCUCGAACUAGGCUCAAAAUCACCUGGACUAGUGCUUUGUUGUUUGAUGGCACCCGAAGAUAUAAGAUGGGAAGAUGAGGACCCUGGAAUAAAUCAGCAAGGUCAUGGUGCUCCCGUUCAUGGUGGUAAGAAGUCAAGCAGUCGUGGUGGCCCCAUGUCAGGUGCCGGAAGAGGCAGAGGGCCCCAAAAGAACUCAUGUAGGAAAGAUUUUCCACCUUCACAAAACGGUGUUGGGAAGAAAAGUUCCAACUACAUAGAAAUACUCCAUACGGAAACACUCAUAAAGGAGGUGGAUUGUGUUUUCAGCGCAGGCAACCCUGACCCCCUUGAGAUGGAGAGGGCAAAGAAAGUGCUAAAGGAGCAUGAACAAUCUUUGGUCGAUGCGAUUGCAAGGCUUGCUGAGGCAUCUGAUGCUGAAAGUGAUGAUCGUGCACGAUCUUUGGAGUAUAACCGCGGAUGGAGGAACGAACAUGGGGGAAGAUAUCCAGAUGAUAUGGCGAUCGAUGGCCUCAUGGCUGGAGAUGCUGAUGCCCUGUAAACAAUUGCUGAAAUGUACACAAAAUUCCUUGAUUAGUUUUUAUCUGUUGUAAAAUCCUAACGCUGAUUUAUUCUAGAUUUAGCUCUAGGUAAUUCUAAUUGGUUCUAACGAAUGAAUCAGUUGUUAGGAUCACCGCUCUGAUUGUUUCGCUUUUGAAGAGUUGCAGCCCAGCACAUGUUUGACACUGUAAAUUUAGAUUUGGAGCUAAUUUUGUUGUCCUGUAAUCUUUGAUAUUUGGCUUCGUAGUUUUCCAGAAGAAAGGCCUUUUUCCAAA
Molecule: messenger RNA, 2192 nt
Organism: Phragmites australis (common reed)
Lineage: Eukaryota; Viridiplantae; Streptophyta; Magnoliopsida; Poales; Poaceae
Product: protein EMSY-LIKE 3-like
Exons: 11
Coding region: 464-1918 (484 amino acids)
Biological process (GO): defense response to fungus
Cellular component (GO): nucleus
Source: RefSeq, a predicted model, not a curated record